CUUCUCUUCUGGGCAAGGGGCUGGAUAUUCUCUUCUCUUCGGAAAUAUUUACGUUAAAUCACUCAUUCUGCAUAGAGCGAUCGUUUGAUUUAUUUUACUUCAUUUCGUUCCAUAUUGCAUGUCAUCUUGGCUUGCUUUGCUUUGGCUGUGCUCUGCUUUGCAUUACAUAUCACGACUCAUCUGCCAUCCCCAUAUAAAACCCGCUGCCUCUGUUCAUCUAUCUGCCUAUAGAUACUACUACAUAACCCCAUAUAUCAGAUUAUACAUACACACAUCCAUCCAUCAUCCGCCCGCCAUGGAUCAGCACUCGCUCCCCUUCACCAGAUACAUCGCCGAGCUCGCCGUGCUCCGCGCCGCCGUCCUCACCAAGCGAUUCAUGACCCGCGUGUCCGGCAUCGCAAAGGACGACGCCUCGCCCGUCACCCUCGCCGACUUUGGCGCCCAGGCGCUCAUCAUGGCGGCCCUGCACGGCUUCUUCCCCCACGACGGCUUCGUCGGCGAGGAGGACGCCGCGGUGCUGCGGGCCAACGACAAGCUGCGGACGACGGUGUUCAAGCUGGCCAACGCCGUGAGCAGGGACUUCCGCGAGGUCGAGUGGCGCAGCGCCAACGCGCACUCGGUGGAUGCCACGCUGCCGGCGCUGGAGUCGGAGGAGCAGCUGCUGGAGCUGCUGGACCUCGCCGGCCGGGGGGCGACGGCGCCGAGGGGCCGGUUCUGGGUCAUGGAUCCGCUGGACGGCACGGCGGCGUUCCUCAGGGGCCAGCAGUACGCGGUGUCGCUGGCGCUGGUCGAGGACGGCCGCGAGGUGCUGGGCGUGGUGUGCUAUCCGAACCUGAGCCUCGAGUACGGCGGCGUUGUGUCCGAGAUUGCCACGGACCGGCUGGGCCACGGCAUCAUGCUGUCUGCGAUCCGCGGCGAGGGCGCCGAGUACCGGCGGCUGCCCCUGGACUACAGCCUCGGGCUGGGGGAGAUUCUCGGCCGCUUCACGGUGCCGGCCAAGUACGAGGACCUGCGGCUCGUCGACAGCACGGCCAGCAAGUCCAACCGCCUCGAUCUCGUGGAGGGGGUUGCGAGGCAGCUUGGCGCGGUGCCGUUCCCGGGCAUCGACAUCUACUCGUCGCAUGCGCGGUAUGCGGCCAUGAUGAUUGGCGAAGGGGAGGGGAGCCACGUCAUGAUUCGGAUCCCCGUGGGGAGAAAGGGCGAUCCUUCAAAAUCGUACAUCUGGGACCAUGCGGGCUCGCAGCUGGUGUACACGGAGAGAGGCGGCAAGAUUACGGAUUUGGAGGGCAAGGAUAUCGACUUUGGCGCUGGCAAGACGCUGGCGGCGAAUUGGGGGAUUGUUGCUGCGCCCGAGGUUGUCCACGAGAGGAUAUUGAGGCUGGUCCAGGAAUGGAUUGCCAGGGACGUCGAAAUGAAUGAUGUUUAUGAUCCGUGAGCAAUGAAGGCUGUUUAGGGGAUGUUGGAAAUGAAAUAUAUGAAUAAACGAAUGAUGACCUGGUUGCUAUUCAGAAAUGCUGUCCAUCUUUCCAUACUGAUUACAAUAACUAUUAUCUAUGCCGUCGUCAUUCUUCUAAUGCCAACUUUGGAAACCGAGAAAAUUUUCAAAUCAACAUGCCAUCUAUAUAUACAUGCACCCACUUUGUAUAUCCAUCCUAUUAUAUUGUACUAAAAAUUCGUCAGGCCGCACUCACAUCAAGCUGCUUCGGCCUCCAAUCUCCAUACUCCCCUGUCCAUCCUUCAUCUGCCCACUGCGGCCCACCACAAACUCGUGAUAGAUCUUCUGCAGCCUCGCCUUUUCCUGCGUGCCGAUACUCGCCCGCGUGCUGCCAAGGGCCUUGACGAGGUGAGCUCGUCCGACCACCACCUCUCUCUGGUCAGCCGACUCUUUGCCUUGGCCGUC
Molecule: messenger RNA, 1900 nt
Organism: Trichoderma asperellum CBS 433.97
Lineage: Eukaryota; Fungi; Ascomycota; Sordariomycetes; Hypocreales; Hypocreaceae
Biological process (GO): sulfate assimilation
Molecular function (GO): 3'(2'),5'-bisphosphate nucleotidase activity
Source: RefSeq, a predicted model, not a curated record